GCUUCAACCAAAUCCAAGCUUCGCAUUCUGAUUCUGUUGAAAUAAGUUGAGUUGCCCACCAACAGGCGACGUCAAGCCUUUUUAAAGUAAAAAAAGAAAUAAAUAAAAAUACGCCAUAUAAAAACAAGAUACAGCAUUACGCAAGUCGCAUUACACAGCACGGCAUACGUAACCUGUCGCCGCAAUCCUGUAAUCGACUCGGUUCGGUUCAUCUAUAUUCUCUUCCCUUCUCUCCCUCUCCACGGCCCGAAACAAGUCGUUGGGUAAACUCCCCAUCGUCCUUUAUACGAACCCGACUUCAAGAUGCCUGGUCUGGUUACUGCCACUGGCGUGCUAGCCUUCCUAGCCGAUGAAGAACCCGAGCUCAAGGUGUUUGCUCUGCAGACCCUCAACGACGAUAUCGAUACUGUUUGGUUCGAGGUCGCCAACGCUCUAGGCCAGAUCGAGGCUCUCUACGAAGAUGAAUCCUUUCCCGAACGCAAGCUGGCCGCCCUCGUUCUCGCCAAGGUUUACUACCACCUUCAAGCUUACGAUGAGAGCAUGUUCUUCGCCCUGGCCGCGGGCGAGCUGUUCAAGCUCGACAACCCCGGGGAGUUUGAGGAGACCAUCAUUUCCAAGUGCGUCGACCACUACAUCGCUGCCAAGAACGAGAACCACACCGUCGUUAGCAAAAAGGACGGGGACGCCUCCUUACCUUCCCUCGCUACGGCUUUCUCGAGCACCGCCGCCGACGGAAACGCCUCCGCUCUUAUCUCCCCCACCACUCCGUUCUCCCAGUCCACCUUGCCGUCCAAGUCUCUCCUGUCUCGCGCGUCCACCGAUAAUACAAUCCUCGAGCCUUCUUUCGAACCCCAGAAGAAGCAGCACCGAUCCUCCUCCAUCGCCCUAACUCACAACGAACUCGACACCCGACGCGCCAUCGACAGCGUCAUAGAGCGGCUAUUUGAGAGCUGCCUGAGAGAGAAACGCUACCAGCAAGUCGUAGGCAUCGCUGUCGAAGCGAAGCGGCUCGAUGUUGUCAGCAAGGUUAUCCAGCGCGCGGACAAAGACUACAAGCACAACAAGGGAAAAUCUACGCAGGAAGACACCAUGGGUCCGGCCGAGGAGUUACUCGACUACUGCCUAAACAUAUGCAUGGACGUCGUGCAAGAGCGGGCUUUCCGAGACGACAUCUUGCAGCUUAUUCUCGACAUCCUCACCAGCGGCCGGGCCAAGGAUCCCGACUAUUUCUCCAUCGCCAAGUGCAUCGUCUAUCUAAACAAGGACGAGCAGGCCCGUACCGUCAUAGAGCAUCUCGUCAAAGCCGAGACCGUCGAGGCUACUGCCAUAGCUUACCAAUUCGCCUUCGACCUCUACGACAACGGAACGCAGGAGUUUCUUGGCAAGGUCAUCUCAGGCUUGCCCAAGGGCGACCCGUCCGCCGAGAAGAAGGAGGGCGAGCUUGCGGGCGAAUCCGAGAGGCAGCCGUUACUUAGCGACGUGGAAUCCGGAGGAGAAGUGGACGAGAAGAAAGCCGCAAUCUACGGAAAUAUCCGCUCCAUCCUCGACGGCACCAAAACCAUCAAGCUCAACCUCGAGUUCCUCUACCGCAACAACCGUACCGACCUCAGCAUUCUCAACAAGGUUCGGGAUAGCCUAGAGGGCCGACACUCCAUCUUCCACACCGCCGUCACAUUUUGCAACGCCUUCAUGAACCAAGGUACCACCAACGACAAAUUCUUCAGGGACAAUCUGGACUGGCUGGGGAAGGCCGUGAACUGGUCCAAAUUUACCGCCACCGCGGCUCUAGGUGUAAUCCACCGCGGAAAUCUCUCGCAAUCUAGGAAGCUCCUGGAGCCUUACCUGCCCCGGGGCGCCGGUGGAAUUAGCGGCGGCUCUCCCUACUCUCAAGGCGGCGCCCUUUACGCGUAUGGCCUCAUCCACGCGAAUCACGGCGCCGACGCCCUGGACUACCUCAAGACCCAGUUUACCGCUGCCGAGGAAGAGGUCAUCCAGCACGGCGGCGCCUUGGGUCUUGGUCUAGCCGGCAUGGCCAGCGGAAACGAGGAGAUAUUCGAGAACCUCAAGGCUGUCCUAUACGCCGACUCCGCUCUCAACGGCGAGGCCGUCGGUCUCGCGAUGGGUCUAAUCAUGCUAGGCACAGGAAACGUAAAGGCUCUGGAAGAUAUGGUGGCCUACGCGCACGAGACGUCCCACGAGAAGAGCGUGCGAGGUUUGGCCUUGGGUAUGGCUUUGAUCAUGUAUGGUCAGCAGGAGGGCGCGGACGUUAUGAUCGAAGGCCUCCUGAUGGAUCCGGACCCGUCCUUGCGAUACGGCGGCAUCAUGACCGUGGCGAUGGCUUACUGCGGCACCGGCAGCAACAAGGCGAUUCGAAAGCUGCUGCACGUCGCCGUCAGCGAUGUGAACGACGACGUCCGACGGAUCGCGGUUAUGAGUUUAGGUUUCAUCCUGUUCCGCAAGCCUGGAAGCGUGCCUCGCAUGGUCGAACUGCUCUCCGAAUCGUACAAUCCUCACGUACGUUACGGCUCCGCCAUGGCCCUCGGCAUCUCGUGCGCGGGAACCGGCCUAGACGAGGCUAUCGACCUUUUGGAGCCUAUGAUGAAGGAUCCUACCGACUUCGUCAGGCAAGGCGCCCUGAUCGCGUUAGCCAUGAUCAUGAUCCAGCAGAACGAAGUGAUGAACCCCAAGGUCGCCUCUAUCCGCAAGACGCUAAAGAAGGUCGUCGGCGACCGUCACGAGGAUGCCAUGACCAAAUUUGGCGCCGCCGUAGCUCUAGGUAUCAUCGACGCAGGCGGGCGUAAUUGCACCAUCGGCCUCCAGACCCAAACAGGCAAUCUGAACAUGGCCGGCAUCGUCGGCAUGGCCGUAUUCACCCAGUACUGGUAUUGGUUCCCCUUCACCCACUUCCUGUCCCUGGCCUUCAGCCCGACCUCCAUCAUCGCCCUCGACCACGAGCUGGAUAUCAUCGACGUCAAGUUCCACUGCGCUACCAAACCCAGCCUGUUCGACUAUCCCCCGGAGCAGGAGGUCAAGGCGGAAGAGGGGCCGGCCUUGAUCGCCACGGCGAUCCUCUCUACGACCGCCCAAGCCAAACGCCGAGCUCAGAAGAAGGAAAAGGCCCAGCGACGGGAGAGCAUGGAUAUCGAUUCCACCGCUACGCCGACCACUUCUAAGCCUAGCGCCGGCGGCGACAAGAUGGAGGUUGACACGAAGACCAAACCUAGCGAAGAUGCGAAGGAAAAGAAAGAGGGCGAGACCCCCGCGCUGACAGACAAGGAAGAAUCCACGCCUCCCGCCGAUGUCAAGAAGAAGUCGGAAAAGGAGAAGCCGGGUUAUGAUAUCGAGAACAUGAGCCGAGUUCUACCCGCGCAGCUCAAGUACAUCAGCCUCGCCAAGGGCCGCUACUGGCCCGUCAAAUUGGUGAGACCUGGCCCAUUGCCUACCGGCGGUCCUAUACUGCUACACGAUACGCAGCCCGACAAGGAAAAGGCGCUCAUCGAAGAAAAGCUCAAGAAGGUCGCAACAGAGAAAGCUCCCGUCGCCGGGACCGGUGGUUCGCGCAAUCCACGAUCCGUCGAAGAAGCGCUCCUCAGCCGGCUCGGACGAGACCAGCUCGCUACUCCGAGUAGGAACGAGAGCGGCGCCGCUGCCGCCGCCGGUGUUUUGACCACGAUCGACGAGGAUGGCGAAGGAGACGAGGAGGCGCCGGUCCCUCAGGAUUUUGAGUACUAUACCGACAAGGAAGACGACGACUAGAUGUAGCACCUAGAUAGCCUAGCCGUGUGAACCUGUAUCUUAGCUGUAACAUAGACGAUCCAGUCUCGCACAAUAAUAAUUAGCGGGUGUUUUAAGCCCAAGAA
Molecule: messenger RNA, 3860 nt
Organism: Daldinia caldariorum
Lineage: Eukaryota; Fungi; Ascomycota; Sordariomycetes; Xylariales; Hypoxylaceae
Product: 26S proteasome regulatory complex, non-ATPase subcomplex, Rpn2/Psmd1 subunit
Exons: 3
Coding region: 304-3756 (1150 amino acids)
Biological process (GO): regulation of protein catabolic process; proteasome-mediated ubiquitin-dependent protein catabolic process
Cellular component (GO): nucleus; proteasome regulatory particle, base subcomplex; proteasome storage granule
Molecular function (GO): enzyme regulator activity
Source: RefSeq, a predicted model, not a curated record